This is a messenger RNA of Eurypyga helias (sunbittern), 2825 nucleotides long. Its product is annotated as thrombospondin type-1 domain-containing protein 7A-like. The record is from RefSeq and is a predicted model, not a curated record. The transcript has 17 exons. The annotation marks the transcript as partial. Gene Ontology annotation, biological process: actin cytoskeleton organization. Lineage: Eukaryota; Metazoa; Chordata; Aves; Eurypygiformes; Eurypygidae. Gene Ontology annotation, cellular component: plasma membrane.
CAAUUACUUGUCGCAGACAAGACGGAGGACAGGCUGACAUCAGUGAGUGCCUUAAAUAUUCUGGCCCAUUACCGUCCUUAACACAGACAUGCCAGAUUCCCUGCCAAGAUGACUGUCAGUUUACGAACUGGUCAAAGUUUUCUUCCUGUAAUGGGGACUGUGGAGGAGUCAGGACAAGGAAACGCACUCUUGUCGGAAAAAGUAAGAAAAGGGAUAAAUGCAAAAAUUCUCAGUUGUAUCCUCUGAUUGAGAAUCAGUUUUGUCCGUGUGACAAGUACAGUGCUCAACCUGUGGGAAAUUGGUCAGACUGUAUUUUACCAGAGGGUAAACCGGAAGUGUUGUUGGGAAUGAAGGUACAAGGAGACAUUAAGGAAUGUGGACAAGGCUAUCGUUACCAAGCCAUGGCGUGCUAUGACCAAAACAGUCGGCUUGUGGAAACAUCACGAUGCAACAGUCACGGUUAUAUUGAGGAAGCCUGUAUUAUUCCAUGUCCUUCAGACUGUAAACUCAGUGAGUGGUCCAACUGGUCUCGCUGUAGUAAAUCCUGUGGAAGUGGGGUGAAGGUUCGCUCUAAAUGGCUCCGUGAAAAACCCUACAAUGGUGGAAGACCCUGUCCAAAGCUAGAUCAUGUCAAUCAGGCUCAGGUCUAUGAGGUAGUCCCCUGCCACAGUGACUGCAGCCAGUACGUGUGGGUUACUGAGCCCUGGAGUGUCUGCAAGGUGACCAGUGUCGACUUAAAAGAGAACUGUGGAGAAGGUGUUCAGACAAGGAAAGUCAGGUGUAUGUUAAACACUGUGGAUGGUCCUUCUGACACUGUAGAGGACUAUCUGUGUGAUCCUGAAGAGAUGCCACUUGGUGCUAGGAAAUGCACAUUACCAUGUCCUGAAGACUGUGUUAUAUCUGAAUGGGGACCAUGGUCUCGGUGUUCUUUGCCAUGCAAUGGAAGUAGCAUCCGUGAAAGGUCAGCUGAAUCUCUGAGACAACCAUAUGAUGGGAAGUCUUGUCCUGCUGCCACUGAUACAGAAGUCUGCACUUUGAACAAAAACUGCUACCACUAUGACUACAAUGUUACAGACUGGAGCACAUGUCAGCUCAGUGAGAAGGCUGUCUGUGGUAAUGGUAUCAAAACACGGAUGCUCGACUGUGUUCGCAGUGAUGGCAAAUCAGUUGACCUGAAGUACUGUGAAGAGCUUGGUUUGGAGAAGACAUGGCAAAUGAAUACGUCCUGUGUGGUGGAAUGUCCUGUGAACUGUCAGCUCUCUGACUGGUCCCCUUGGUCUGAGUGCUCUCAAACAUGUGGCCUUACAGGAAAAAUGAUCAGAAGAAGGACCAUAAAUCAGCCAUUUCAGGGUGAUGGGAGGCCUUGUCCUUCUCAGAUGGAGCAAUUCAAACCUUGUCCAGUAAAACCUUGUUAUCGAUGGCAAUAUGGCCAAUGGUCUGCAUGCGAAGUAGAGGAUGCUCAAUGUGGAGAGGGAACACGAGUGAGGAACAUUUCCUGUGUGGUUUUUGAUGGAUCCAUUGAAGAUGCUGGCAAAGUAGUAGAUGAGGAAUUCUGUGGAGAAAUAGAGCCUAUUAUAGAUGGUAGUAACAAGAUGAUACUUGAGGAAACCUGCACUGUCCCUUGUCCAGGGGACUGUUACUUGAGAGAGUGGUCAGAAUGGAGCCUUUGUCAGCUUACCUGUGUUAAUGGUGAGGAUCUUGGCUUUGGAGGGAUACAAGUCCGAUCUCGGGCAGUGAUCAUUCAGGAACUAGAGAAUCAACAUCUCUGUCCAGAACAGGCUUUGGAAACAAGACCAUGCAAUGAUGGCCAGUGCUAUGAAUACAAGUGGAUGGCUAGCCCAUGGAAGGGGUCUUCUCGAACUGUCUGGUGCCAAAGGUCGGAUGGCUUAAAUGUCACAGGGGGCUGUUUAGUGAUGCGCCAACCAGAUGCUGACAGGUCAUGUAACCCACCGUGCAGUCAACCCCACGCGUACUGCAGUGAGACUAGAAUGUGCACUUGUGAAGAUGGCUACACUGAAGUUAUGUCCUCGGAUGGCACGCUCCAACAGUGCACUCUCAUCCCAGUGGUGGUGAUCCCCACCAUGGAGGACAAAAAGGGAGAUGUGAAAACCAGCCGAGCUGUGAACCCUACCCAGCCCUCCAGUAACCAGUCAGGACGAGGAAGGACCUGGUUUCUACAGCCUUUUGGGCCAGAUGGGCGGCUCAAGACCUGGGUUUAUGGUGUAGCUGCUGGUGCAUUUGUCUUACUCAUCUUUAUUGUUUCUAUGAUCUAUCUAGCCUGCAAAAAGCCAAAGAAGCCCCAGAGAAGGCAGAAUAACCGACUGAAACCUUUAACCUUGGCUUAUGAUGGAGAUGCAGACAUGUAAAAUAUAACUUCUCAUGGUGACAAAUGGAGUCGAAAUUAAUGGAUUGAAAUCAGAAGGUAUCCAAAGCCACAGGGAUUUUCUGUGGGGUGCGUUAAGUGGUUUGAUUUUUUUCUUUUUUGUAACUGCGCCAUACAUAAAGAAGGAUGGAUUUCAUAAUGCCUACGGAUAUUCAAGGUAUUAUUGCUUUACUUCAGACCAUCAGCGCUGAGAAGUCUGGCAGAAUCACAUUAAUAGACAUUGCAGUUGGGGAUUUGUGGUCUUGCCUCAAUCUUACAAGCGAUAAGCACCACUUCUGUCUCCAGAACACUGUUGCUGGCAUGGUAUUAACGUUAAUUAAAGCCCGUGCAUCAUUAACCAAGUAUAAUCCGUACGUAUGAAGAAUUUGUACCAAGCUGUCUAUGACUCUUUAUAUUCAAGCAUAACACAUAUACGCAGUUGAACGAUAUGUAUUACUCUAUC